Messenger RNA from Lineus longissimus, 5248 nucleotides. Its product is annotated as regulatory-associated protein of mTOR-like. Gene Ontology annotation, molecular function: protein-macromolecule adaptor activity; protein binding. Gene Ontology annotation, biological process: positive regulation of cell growth; positive regulation of protein serine/threonine kinase activity; cellular response to amino acid stimulus. The transcript has 26 exons. Gene Ontology annotation, cellular component: cytoplasm; TORC1 complex. The record is from RefSeq and is a predicted model, not a curated record. Lineage: Eukaryota; Metazoa; Nemertea; Pilidiophora; Heteronemertea; Lineidae. Bases 131 to 4246 code for a protein of 1371 amino acids.
AAGCAUGCCACCCUCUUCAUUUUUGCAGUCACAAAUCACCCGAAAGCUUGCGAUUGAAAAGCGAUACGUCAGUGACAAUUAGCUCUACACCAAAAACGGUUAACCGAUAUCAUAUGAGAAAAAUAUUGAGAUGAUCGCUGAAGAAGUCGAGAUGUCAACAGCAGCUGAAGAACAGAAUGGUGAUCUUGAGGAUCGUCAACUUCCUGUCUCAUUUUGUGAAAAACGUCAUGUGGAGAAUAUCGAGGGGACAAAAUCCCAAGCACAGACUUGGAGAAUGAAGGAACGGAUGAAGACAGUCAGUGUGGCCCUGGUUCUCUGCUUGAAUGUUGGUGUUGACCCUCCAGAUGUCGUUAAGACUUCUCCAUGUGCGAGAUUGGAAUGUUGGAUUGAUCCUCUGUCAAUGAGUCCACAGAAGGCUCUAGAAACGAUUGGGGCUAGCUUACAAAAACAAUAUGAGAGAUGGCAGCCAAGGGCAAGAUACAAGCAGAGUUUGGACCCAACUGUGGAAGAAGUGAAAAAACUAUGCACCUCCCUGCGCAGAAAUGCUAAGGAAGAGAGAGUCCUUUUCCACUACACAGGACAUGGUGUCCCCAAACCAACUGUGAAUGGAGAGAUCUGGGUAUUCAACAAGAGUUACACCCAAUACAUCCCACUGUCAAUAUAUGAUCUCCAGACAUGGAUGUCUAGUCCGUCUAUCUAUGUCUAUGAUUGUUCAAAUGCCAGUAUCAUACUCGAGUCAUUCAAACAGUUCCAAGUUCAACGAGAGCAAGAAAUUGAGCUUGCAGCCAAAAACCGGUCAAACAGCCAAGACACGCCUUUGGUAUCCGUCAAGAACUGUAUCCAGCUUGCAGCAUGUGGUCCGAAUGAACUCCUCCCGAUGAACCCUGAACUUCCUGCUGACCUCUUCACAUCCUGUCUCACGACGCCCAUCAAAAUAGCUCUCAGGUGGUAUGUCCUCCAGAACAAGGGGAAACUUGUUCCAGCAGUGGACAUAGAGCUGAUUGACAAGAUUCCUGGCCAGCUUAAUGAUAGGCGAACCAUGUUAGGAGAACUAAACUGGAUCUUUACCGCUAUCACUGACACUAUAGCUUGGAAUACAUUGCCAAGAGAGCUGUUUCAGAAACUGUUCCGGCAGGACUUGUUGGUAGCUAGUCUAUUCCGCAACUUCCUUCUUGCCGAGCGCAUCAUGAGAUCAUACAACUGUACACCUCACUCGAGCCCGAAGCUGCCUCCAACCUAUCAGCAUCCCAUGUGGCAAGCAUGGGAUCUGACCCUCGACCUCUGUCUUUCACAAAUGCCAGGCAUACUGGAGGAAGGAGCAAGUUUCAAACACAGUCCAUUCUUCGCUGAGCAGUUAACAGCCUUCCAAGUGUGGGUGUCUUAUGGUUCAGAUGUUCGAAGUCCACCGGAGCAACUUCCAAUCGUACUGCAGGUGCUGCUCAGUCAAGUCCACCGAUUGAGAGCCUUGGAACUGUUGGGUCGAUUCCUUGACCUUGGACCAUGGGCUGUUAGUUUGGCCCUGUCUGUAGGCAUCUUCCCUUAUGUCCUCAAGUUACUCCAGAGUUCAGCAAGAGAAUUGAGAAAUCUACUCGUCUUUAUUUGGGCAAAGAUCAUGGCUGUGGACAGUUCAUGCCAGGCUGACCUGGUGAAAGAUAAUGGACACAAGUACUUCUUGUCAGUUCUCUCAGAUUCCUAUAUGCCAGCCGAGCAUCGGACGAUGGCUGCAUUUGUCCUCGCAAUGAUUGUCAACAACUAUAAAAUAGGACAGGAAGCGACUCUUCAGGGCAGCCUCAUCGCGACCUGCUUAGACCAGUUGACUGAUGAGCACGACUUACUGAGGCAGUGGCUUACAUUAUGUCUAGCAAAGGUUUGGACCAAGUUCGAUCCUGCCAAGUGGGUUGGCGUGCGGGACUGUGCCCAUGAGAAAAUGUACGAGUUAUUACAAGACAAUGUACCUGAGGUUCGGGCGUCUGCUGUCUUUGCUCUGGGUGCAUUUGUCAACAACAGUUCAGAACGAGGUGACCAUGCCAAUAACAUCGACCACAAUGUGGGAAUGAAUCUGAUAUCAGUCGUCAGCGAUGGAAGCCCUCUUGUCCGCCAGGAGCUAGUUGUUGCCUUGGCUGGACUUGUGGCACAAUUCGAGAACCAGUUUGCUGUCGUCGCCCACCAGUUCUUGGAGGAGGAACGGCAGCGCGACCAGAACAAUCCAAUGGUGGCAGCGGUGGCUCCAGGUGGGUGGAAUGUUGUCACUAACGCUCCCCUAGACGUAACAUUGAGUACUUUUACUUCCUCCGGCAUGCGUAGAAGCUCAUCUAAACCAAGUAUCAAAGGAAUGCUUUCACUGAGCCCUACCAAUCAGAUGCUUCUAACUAGUCCUGGUCUAAACUACAGCAGCGGCAGUGGAAGCAGUUUUGAAAGCUCUGGGAGCGGUACGGAAGCCACACCAGUACCGGUAUUCGAGCGGAUGAAACGUGUAGCAUCAACGUCAUCAAUUACGGGAAUGGUCGGCGGGAGCUAUGGAAACGUCUACACAGCUGUGUGGAAGGCGUUGUUACAGUUGGUUGUGGACCCGCACCCAAAAGUGGCCGACUUAGCCAAGACUCUUGUCAAUAGUAUCAAGCUGAAGGCGACUGUGUCCGCCAUUCCUAAGCAGGUUAUACAGCGGGAAUCAAACUCACACUCUGCCCCAUCUAGUCCUUCUAAUCGACCUGCUGUUGUUCUUCACUUAGGCGAGAGCCCUCCCCCUCGGAAUGACCAUGUGCCAGAACUCCGCAAAUUCCACAAGAAAACAAAUCUGGAUUCGAAAAUUGACAAAGACUUCCUGAAACCAGAAUUUCAUCCUGAGAUUCGGCGAGGUUCUUUACAGGUUUCAUCAGCCAAACCCUACCUCAACAACCAGAGACGAGGAUCUCAAGAUUCAAGGACCAGUGUGCCUGACGGGGCAUCCUUAGCGGAAGCUAUGCAAGCAAAUUCUGUCUUGCCUACUACAUACUCAACACAGUUCUCUCGCUCAAGGAAGUUAUUUGAUAAGGGGCCUAGUGUGGUUGCGGACGAAGAGCCACCUGUCUUACCCGACAAGAAUGCACUCCCCGUCUCCACUGAGCUAUUUGAAUGGUGCUGUAAAUACUUUGCUCAGCCAGUCAUGCGAGUCCCAGCAGACCAGGAUAUCGAGAGCGCCCGCUAUCAUGAGAAGGAGUUUGGAUUUCUACGGAAUGCUCAGGUCCGCAAGAGUGCAACAUAUGCCCAAGAUCGUGCUGGUUUUAGUCGUCUGGACGAUCAAGUGUUCAUCAACCGCAAUACAUGUGUGCCAACAGCUGUCAAGUUCCAUCCGUACGAGCCUUAUCUGGCCGUCUCCGAUAGGGAAGGCAUCAGUAUAUGGGAGCUUGGACAGGGAACGAGAAUAGACUAUUUUCAAAACCACAAUCCCAAACACAGUCGCAUUACCAUGUUGGAUUUCAUCAAUUCUCAUGAAAAGGCAAUGCUGCUGGUCGGAUCAGAUGAUGGUGCUGUACGGAUAUGGAAGGAUUACUGUAAAACAGGAGAGCGGCCAGAGCUGGUGACUUCAUGGCAAGCUCUCUCGGACAUGUUACCCUCAAAUAGAGGUUCAGGUCUAGUCGCCGACUGGGCCCAGCAGACCGGAUCACUGCUGGUGUCCGGUGACGUCAGGACUAUCAAAGUCUGGGAUACCCAGCGAGAAACGAAAAUUCAAGAUAUACCUACUGGUGCUGAUAGCUGUGUGACGAGCCUUGCAAGUGAUGCGGCUGGAAAAUCUCUCGUUAUAGCGGGCUGUGGGGAUGGAUCUGUACGCCUCUAUGAUAGGAGGCUGGCUCCUAACGAAUGUCGAGUGAUGACCCUGCGGGAACACAGUGGCUGGGUGAUAAACGUGCAUCUCCAGAGGGGUGUCAAUGGCAAGAUCAUUAGUGGAAGUGUUGGUGGUGAUAUACGCUUCUGGGAUCCCCGGUUUACGGAAUCGGUAAAAGUGAUCAACACAGCUCAGCACCUGACCUCGUUUCAAGUCCAUCCAUAUGCAGACGUACUUGCAUGUGGCUACCUCAACCAAGUCAUCAACGUGUUCAACCAAUCCGGAGAUAACCUCAGUACGAUCAAAUACCACGAGGGAUUCAUGGGUCAGAGGAUAGGACCCAUCAGCUGUAUGUCGUUCCACCCUUAUAAGGUGAAGUUAGCAGCUGGCAGUACCGAUGGGUUUAUAUCUGUCUACUCGACUCCGGACACAAGGAAGCGAUGACGUCUUGAAAAACCGUAGGAACUACACAAAGCUGUACAGAUUUCUGAGCAUGUAUUUAUUGGAUCUAAUGGUGCCAUGCUAGAGUUGUGAACUGAAAUAUUAAAGGGAGACUAUAGGCAGGCACCAGGUGGGCCUGAUUAGGUUGCCAAUAGGUGUCUGUCUGAUCCCACAGUAAACACUUUCAUUUUAGUCACUUUGAGGCCACAAAUUGGCCCCAUUCUCUCAGCCUUUAGUACCUCUUUAAGUAUAUCAGUUCAAAGUGAUGUUUUUUCGAGUGUUUGGCUUGCUGAUUGUAUGUAUAUGUUGUAAAAAUGUAAAUAAAUGCAUGAAAGGUGCUGCUCUGUUAGUGGAAUGUUUCGAGGUGUUAGGGAAGGAUGGCUCGUUGGGCAUUUUAGCAUUCGUUGGCAUUGGGACAAAAUGUGUGUGACCUCAUAUGUUAUGUUUGAUCAUGUUACUGGUAUACUUAAUGUGAAACUAUGUGUACAAAAUGUUAAUCAUUUUGGGCAUUCCUUAGGAAAAUUUGGAAAUUGUUGAGAAUGUCGUCUUGAAGGUUAACGUGUUGUUGUCUAGUUAUGUUGUGUUUGUGAUGUUUUCAUUAACAUUCAAUGAUCUACUAGAAAAUUGUGAACUUUGGAUGCAAUGUGACCAGUUUCAUACAACAAGACCAUCAGAAAGUCCGAGUAAGAGGUCAGUCUCUAAGUUUUAAAAGAAAGAGGGUGUCAUUAUCUGAAACAGUGAAAGCAAACAUUUUCCCAUUUCGUUCAAAAUUAUCUUUAUUUAGAUCCACAAAUUGUAGCCAUGACCUAAAGUAUCCAAGUUACAUAUUUUUAUCUAAGAGUUUAUGGUAGUGUAUGUAUUAUGUGUAUGUGCAGGGAAAUCUGUGUUCAAUACCAUUGGGAGCCCUGUCUUUCAAUGUUAUGUCAGAUCGUAGAGAGACCUCGAAAUGCUUGAUCCUUAUUCUUAUGUAAAAGAGUUGUACAUGGUGUAAAUAAAGAUUAACGA